AUAAAACGGCCUCUCAAUGCAUUCAUGCUCUACCUGCAAGACAAAAGGGAGGACUUGAGGAUAAUUUACUCAAACCCGGCCACCCUCCAUUCCAUGGUCGGUCAGUGCUGGAGAAUGGAAACGCCAGAAGUUAAGAAAAAAUAUCAAAGAAAAAGUGAAAUUGAAAAAGAAAUUCACAAAAAAAUGAACCCGAACUACAAAUUUCAACCAAAAAGGAAG
Molecule: messenger RNA, 219 nt
Organism: Helobdella robusta
Lineage: Eukaryota; Metazoa; Annelida; Clitellata; Rhynchobdellida; Glossiphoniidae
Exons: 1
Biological process (GO): cell differentiation; regulation of DNA-templated transcription; anatomical structure morphogenesis
Molecular function (GO): DNA-binding transcription factor activity, RNA polymerase II-specific; RNA polymerase II cis-regulatory region sequence-specific DNA binding
Source: RefSeq, a predicted model, not a curated record